Molecule: messenger RNA, 1601 nt
Organism: Musa acuminata subsp. malaccensis (wild Malaysian banana)
Lineage: Eukaryota; Viridiplantae; Streptophyta; Magnoliopsida; Zingiberales; Musaceae
Product: ADP,ATP carrier protein 1, mitochondrial
Biological process (GO): mitochondrial ATP transmembrane transport; mitochondrial ADP transmembrane transport
Cellular component (GO): mitochondrial inner membrane
Molecular function (GO): ATP:ADP antiporter activity
Source: RefSeq, a predicted model, not a curated record
CAUGGGAGCUGAAACUACUAAAAUUAGGGUUCCGAUCCGGACGUCAACGCGCCGCCGCUUCGUCGUUUCGUCUUCCCCGAUUCGCUCGGAACAACGGGGAGAGGAGCCGUCGCCGCCUCUCCUCUCCUCUCCUCUCGUAUCCUCUUCCUUCAAGAAUGGCAGAUGAUUUACGCCCGCCAUCCAUCGUGCAAAAGAUAUAUGGGCAAUCAAUCUUAUUCGGUGGGCAGCGUCCUUAUUUGCAAGCGAGGAAUACCAGCAUCCACAACUUUCUAGGGACUUAUGACUUCAGGGGCGCACCCUCGAAAUCAUAUCACAGCUUUCAUGGGCCCAUUGGUCUUUCAUCUCUCGCACCCAUCACCCCAGUCUUUGCUUGUGCUCCCAAGGAGAAGGGUUCUACUGGAUUUCUUAUCGAUUUUCUCAUGGGAGGAGUUUCUGCUGCCAUCUCUAAAACAGCAGCUGCUCCGAUUGAGCGUGUCAAACUCCUGAUUCAGAACCAAGAUGAGAUGAUUAGAGCUGGUCGUCUUUCGGAACCAUAUAAGGGAAUUAGAGACUGUUUUUCACGAACAAUUAAGGAUGAAGGCUUCCUCGCAUUGUGGCGAGGAAACACCGCAAAUGUUAUUCGUUAUUUUCCUACCCAGGCCCUGAACUUUGCUUUUAAGGAUUACUUCAAACGAAUGUUCAAUUUCAAAAAGGAUAAAGAUGGAUAUUGGAAAUGGUUUGCUGGUAAUUUGGCUUCUGGAGGUGCAGCUGGGGCAUCUUCUCUGCUCUUUGUAUACUCUCUGGAUUAUGCCAGGACCCGGUUAGCUAAUGAUGCUAAGGCUGCCAAGAAGGGAGGUGAAAGGCAGUUCAAUGGCCUUGUUGAUGUUUACAGAAAAACCAUACAAUCUGAUGGUGUUGCGGGUCUCUAUCGAGGCUUCAACAUUUCAUGUGUCGGUAUCAUUGUUUAUCGAGGGCUCUACUUUGGAUUGUAUGAUUCUCUGAAGCCAGUGAUGCUGGUUGGCUCCUUGCAGGAUAAUUUCUUUGCAAGUUUCUUGCUUGGUUGGGGAAUUACAAUUGGUGCUAGUCUUGCUUCCUACCCAUUAGACACUGUCCGUCGGAGGAUGAUGAUGACCUCAGGAGAAGCCGUCAAGUACCGGAACUCUAUGGAUGCCUUCUCGCAGAUCGUAAAGAAUGAGGGUGCAAAAUCCCUCUUCAAGGGUGCCGGUGCAAAUAUCCUACGUGCCGUCGCUGGCGCGGGUGUUCUGGCUGGUUAUGACAAGCUCCAGGUGAUCGUCUUGGGAAAGAAGUAUGGGUCUGGUGGUGGUGGCUAAGUUUAUCCAACUUUGCCUUACGAAAGGCAAAAUGGACGAUGACGAUAAUGAUGAACAAGAAUUGGAAGCCUUAUAUUUGCUCUACUAUUGUGAUUUUAGAAUAAUAGAAGACAAUCAACUUUAGGCAUCCUUUCUGAGGGGGUCAUGUUGUAGUUCAUGUAAUGUUAUGAUUGUGCUAUUGCUAGGUGUGUGUGUGGGGCUGUAUUUUAAUUAUGUAGUGAAUUAUCGCGGACAUGAUUGAUUAUGUUCUUCGUUGAGGUUAUGUAGUAUAUUCUUUUUCUCAUUGCCAUC